AUGCUGUUGAGUUCGAGGAGGCAAAACAGCCGCAGUUCUGCCAAGAUGGCAGAGGAAAGUCGCCCGACACGAAGGGCCGUUUUGUUGGAAGAGGUUUUUCGCGUCUUAGAUUCAAAGCGACGCGGCUUUGUCAGCAAGGUCGAGCUUGCUCAUAUUCUGGAUGCCAUGCAGGCUGACGCGAAGGGUCCAAUGCCCAUCCCGGAGGCAUUGCUCCCGCACAAGAUCUCGCGUGAUUGCAAAGUCAGUCCGCAAGACCUCACCGGUUGGCUGCAAGCGUUGUCUGUAGCAGAGCUGGAAGAUGUCAAAUGGUUUGCAGAAAGCGUGGUCAAAGUGGAGUCGGAGCUUCGAGAAGUCUGGCUACAUGCAGUCAAGCGAUGGCAAGAAGCUGUUGUGCAACUGCAAUCUCGCGACCUGCACCGAUACCUGCUGUCCUCGCAGCCGACCCGGGUGGCCCGCUGGCUCCAGCUCCGGACAGACACAAGUGAGCCGGUUGGCCUUCCAGGUCUCGGCUUCAGCCAGCACGAGGUGGAAACGCUUUUUGCUGAUGAAACAGCAGAUGACAUCAACGCCUGCCACGAGCACAUCGAGCCGUUUCUCUUGGCAGUACAGCUCAGAGAACAACUUGGCCAGCUCGAGCUGGGUGCAGACACAGCUGGACUUGCAUCAGAACUUCUGACCAAGCUGGCACAGCUGGCCAGCUCGCGGGACCUGGCCUGCCUUCUGACUCAUGAAGAGACCCUCGGUCUGGCCACAAGCCUAGUGGGAGUAGACGGCGUACCCCAGCAGGUUACAGUGGAAGCAUCCAAGCUCAUCAUGACGAUCCUAGGUCAUCGAAUCCAUGAGGGCUGCUGUAAUCUGGAAGACAAGUGCCGGCGGACUCUGCAGUCUUAUCUCGAGGCGGCCUUUGAUCCUUUCGAGGUGCCCGGCUCGCAAGGGCAGGAAGGUCAGCAGCAGCUGGGAACGAUUUCGCGGUGGGUGGAGAACUUGGUGAUGCAGCAGUCGGACCUUGAUAGGGGUGAGAUGGUGGACAAACUCAUCAAGUACGAUGAGCAGCGGCUGUUGGCUGCGGAGCAGGAGUGCGUCCCGGAAUCGUUGUUCUCCUACGGCAGGACGAUUCACAUUAUCCUCACUCGUUUGGACCUGACGUCGCACUAUUCACUGCACGAGCGCCGAACGCCUAUCCGCACACACCUCCUGAAGCUCUUGCUGAACGUCUUGUCAAGUUCCGGAGAUCGGGGCAGAUCUCUCUUUCGAGCUGGCGGAGGGAUGACCGCAAUCUGUUCUGUCUUGCGUGGAGAUGCCUGGGGUGAAGUCAGACCAGAGCUGCCCCUGGCGUUGGAACUUGACCAGCCUGACCACACGAAGAAGGAUGAGGCGUUUUCGUCCACCGGGUCCUGGCCUGGCCUGGGGGAUGAGCCAAGGUACUACGAGGCUGACUUUGCGGAUAACAAGUUCUACGGUCCAAAGGAUCGCGUGUUGGCUGCUGCAUUCUUGGAGUUCUUGGGGUCGGAAGAACUCUGGGGUGAUCAUCUUCUGGACGAGCUCUGCCAAAGCGCAGAAGUCCUUCAGGUGUUGUGCAGAGUGAGACCUCGCUGUGUGGUCCUCCUCAGGAUGAUGUUGAAGCACCCGAAGUUCACGGAGCUCCUGCGCGGCACUGCGCGAGGCUUGGCGGAGAAGUUUGCGGAGAGGGAACUUCAGCCACUCCUGUGUGCAGACCUGUCGCGUCCUUCACCCAUGCCCCUGGCGUUGACAGGUCGAGCCUUGAAGCCCGAAACAGAAGUGACAGACUCUCUGAAGGCUUUCUGGCGAAACUUCGUCGAGGUUGAGACCAAGAAUCGGGUACUGCGCUUGCUGGCGUUCAUGUACCACCAUCUACGGGAUCCAGCAGAGCCGGGUCAAGGUUUGGAGGGCACCACAUGCCAGGAGGACAUAGACGAGAUCUGUGAACUGUUGGCAGAGCAGUUGCCGGUAGCGCACGACGAGGUCCUGGCGCUUUGCAUCGAGGUCUUCCUAUCCCUGAGAGCUGUUCAUGCGAAGGAACAGGCAGCUGAGGCGUCCAGGAUUGCGAGCAUUCAGCCGGAGUGUCUUUACUUGCUUCGCCUCGUGCAACUCCUGCGACUUCGCGAACCUCGGCUUCCAGACUUCGUGGCAGAUUUGGAGGCCGUUUUGCAGGCAUUGAUGCUGCCGCCGCUUGAAGUUGAAGCAGAAGCAGAAGUCAUCCACUUCCAUGCGGUUCCUCUGCGCAGAUCCAUUCUCCAGCAGUAUCCAAGUACCACCGCCGCCGAGCUUGUCCAGAGCUUGGCGAAUUUGCUGAGGGACCUGGAGCUGACGGAGACACAGGCUCAUCGAGCAAUGCUGGUGACCUUCGCAUUCACCCAGCUUUGCUUCUACACUCCCUUGCACUUGGCGGUGGAGGCAUCACUGAGCACUGUUACGACAAGGCUUGGGAUUGAUCUAUUGCGUCUUCGAGCUUUGCAGGAGAUCAUGCCGUCGCAGCUGGACGAGGCGGAUGCGCGAGACCCCCUCCCACUGCAGGCAGUGCAGGAGUGGCCCCACUGCCGGCUCUCAGUGCACGGAGAGGUCCUGCUGAUGGAAGCGAUGCUCGAAAGCCAGGUCUUCUCCUUUCUUCGCUUGGGUGGAUCGUGGAUGCUCUGGGCAAAUUCCUUGGAUGCUGCCGCUCUUACGGACAGCAGCCAAGUCCGAUCAUACUUCGGCAUGCAAUGA
This is a messenger RNA of Symbiodinium sp. CCMP2456, 2724 nucleotides long. NCBI's taxonomy places the organism in Eukaryota, Dinophyceae, Suessiales, Symbiodiniaceae. The record is from the annotation of a GenBank genome assembly.